AUGCCCGCCUACCCGCAUUCCCGCCGCCGCCGCCGCCUGCCUCACAGAUUCACAGCUCGGCCAAUGUUUCCGUCCCUGGGCCAUUCCCAGCAAGCUUGA
Colletotrichum costaricense is the source of this 99-nucleotide messenger RNA. RefSeq lists its product as uncharacterized. The record is from RefSeq and is a predicted model, not a curated record. The coding region runs from base 1 to 99 and encodes 32 amino acids. The transcript has a single exon. NCBI's taxonomy places the organism in Eukaryota, Fungi, Ascomycota, Sordariomycetes, Glomerellales, Glomerellaceae.